CAACUCUUCUUUGUAGUACUCCCUAGUAUUUAAAUAUAGUGUGGUGUCAUGUUCUUCUCAAAGUCCAACUCAAUCUCUCCUUUAUCAAUAAAUCUUUCGUGGAGUCUUCCCUUUUCUCUGCCCACAGACUGCACUAAUCAGGAAAUAUUUCACAGUUGUACUUAACAAAUCACAACUAAAGCUUCAAGAAGAAGUGCAUAUUAACUACCCAGAGAGAGUUUAUAUAACCAUCAAAUUUAAAAAAAAAAUGUCAUCAAGAGGGUAUGCACUACAUAAGUCGUAUUCUCCACAUUGAAGUGAUUAAACCGCACAGAGUACUGUUACAAAAAGAACACAUAUCAACAGUCCAGAAUGAGCAAGCAAGACGACUACAAAGCAAAAGAGACAAAGCCCCAACUCGGGGAACGGUGGCCUCAUGGAGGAAUCCGUGGUGGCGGAGGGUGGCUAACCAGUGACAGAGUUACGAGCACUUAUGAUCUUGUUGAACAAAUGCAUUUCCUUUAUGUUAGGGUGGUGAAGGCAAGAGACCUUCCCUUAAACCCGGUUACAACGAGUUGCGACCCUUACGUGCAAGUCAGGCUAGGGAAUUACAAAGGUAAAACAAAGCACUUUGAGAAGAGGGCAAACCCAGAAUGGAACCAAGUCUUUGCAUUCUCCAAAGAAAAAAUUCAGUCCUCAACACUGGAAGUGCUGGUAAGGGACAAGGAGAUGUUGGGGAGGGAUGAUUGCAUAGGGAGAGUGGUUUUUGACAUGAAUGAAGUUCCCACAAGAGUCCCUCCUGAUAGUCCUUUGGCACCACAAUGGUAUAGGCUAGAAAACCAAACAAAAGGAGAGGUUAUGGUGGCUGUUUGGAUGGGGACACAAGCUGAUGAGGCCUUCCCUGAUGCUUGGCAUGCUGAUGCUGCUUCUGUUCAUGGAGAAGGCGUUUACAGCGUUCGGUCAAAGGUGUUCGUUUCUCCGAAAUUGUGGUAUCUGAGGCUCAAUGUCAUCGAAGCACAAGACGUUGAACCCGAAGACAAAAGCCAACCCCCACAGGUAUUUGUGAAGGCUCAAGUUGGAAACCAGAUACUGAAGACUAAAGUCUGUCCAACAAAAACAACCAACCCAUUCUGGAAUGAAGAUCUACUCUUCGUAGCAGCGGAGCCUUUUGAGGACAAACUUGUCAUCACAAUCGAAAGCAAAACUCCUUCAAAAGAUGACCAAGUUGGACGACUAACUCUUCCCCUUAGCACUUUCGAGAAGCGUCUAGAUCACCGCACGGUUGAUUCCCGGUGGUUCAACCUGGAAAAAUACGGGUUUGGUUUUCUGGAAGGAGACAAGAGACAUGAACACAAAUUCUCAACAAGACUACACCUCAGAGGGUGUCUUGAAGGAGGUUACCAUGUAUUGGACGAAUCAACAUUGUACAUUAGUGAUGUAAGGCCAACGGCUAGACAACUAUGGAAGCAACCUGUAGGGAUACUUGAAGUCGGUAUCCUUAGUGCACAAGGAGUUCAGGGUAUGAAAACAAAAGAUGGACGAAAAACGACAGAUGCUUAUUGUGUGGCAAAGUAUGGACUUAAAUGGGUAAGAACAAGAACAAUCCUUGACAGCUUGAGCCCGAAAUGGAAUGAACAAUACACUUGGGAAGUUUAUGAUCCGUGUACAGUCAUCACAAUAGGGGUCUUCGAUAACUGUCAUCUCGGAGGGAAUGAUAAAGCAGCAAAAGAUUCUAAAAUAGGGAAGGUUAGGAUAAGGUUAUCAACACUUGAAACAUAUAAAAUAUACACAAUGUCAUACCCUCUUCUUGUUCUGCAACCAUCAGGGCUGAAAAAAACGGGUGAGCUCCAGUUGGCGUUCCGCUUCACUUGCUUAUCUCUUGCCCACACAAUUUAUCUAUAUGCACACCCCUUGCUCCCAAAGAUGCAUUAUCUCCACCCCUUCACUGUUAACCAACUAGAUAGCCUGAGGUAUCAGGCAACUAACAUUGUGGCAAGUAGGCUUGCAAGAGCAGAACCACCUCUAGGGAGGGAAGUUGUGGAAUACAUGCUAGACGUGGAUUCACAUAUGUGGAGCAUGAGGAGGAGCAAAGCAAACUUUUUCAGAAUAGUUUCGCUCUUCUCGGGCGCUAUCUCGAUAAGCAAAUGGCUUGAGGAAGUUUGUAAAUGGAAAAACCCGGUGACUACCAUACUAGUCCAUCUCCUCUUAUUCAUCUUGAUAUGCUACCCCGAGUUGAUACUCCCCACAGCCUUUCUUUACAUGUUCCUUAUAGGAAUUUGGAACUUUAGGUUCAGACCAAGACAACCUACACACAUGGACACAAAACUGUCAUGGGCUGAAGCAGCUAAUACAGAAGAGCUGGAUGAGGAGUUUGACACUUUCCCUACAUCAAAGCAAGAGAUUACAGUGAAGAUGCGAUACGAUCGGCUUCGAAGUGUGGCAGGAAGAGUGCAGAGUGUGGUUGGAGAUAUUGCAACUCAAGGGGAGAGAUUACAAAAUCUACUGAGUUGGAGAGAUCCAAGAGCAACCAGUCUCUUCAUUGUUUUCUGUUUGUUUGCAGCAAUAGCUCUUUAUGUGACACGUUUUAAGAUCAUGGCUCUGAUUGCAGGAAUGUAUUAUUUUAGGCACCCUAAGUUCAGGACCAAGUUUCCUUCUGCACCUCUCAGUUUCUUCCGGAGAUUGCCAUCUCGGGCAGAUAGCAUGUUGUAAAUAUGUGAUAUAUAUUUAAAAAGAGCGGGAAAAAUCACAACUCCUGAUUACCAAUAAUCAUUCUCUUUAUCUUUCAUUGAAUUGAUGAGUAAAUGAUUUUCUGCAUUAGAUCCUACUAU
Molecule: messenger RNA, 2807 nt
Organism: Cuscuta epithymum
Lineage: Eukaryota; Viridiplantae; Streptophyta; Magnoliopsida; Solanales; Convolvulaceae
Source: the annotation of a GenBank genome assembly